This is a messenger RNA of Fragaria vesca subsp. vesca, 671 nucleotides long. RefSeq lists its product as uncharacterized. The transcript is spliced from 8 exons. NCBI's taxonomy places the organism in Eukaryota, Viridiplantae, Streptophyta, Magnoliopsida, Rosales, Rosaceae. The record is from RefSeq and is a predicted model, not a curated record. The coding region runs from base 1 to 663 and encodes 220 amino acids.
AUGGCGGGAGUGUGCUGCUCUCCGAGAGUACGGAUUCCUCUGCUCCCACACCCCACGAGAAUCCACAAAAUCCAGUGCUGCGCAAAAGCACCGGAUAACAAACCCAAGAGAGAAACUCCGCCGAUACUUAAAGUCGCAGUGACCGGAGCCACCGAGCUCCUCAGGGUUCUGUCUUCCUUCAACCCAACAACCAGAUUGGAAAAAGCGGAUGAUAAACAAAGGGACGAGUUUUCGGUUAUAGGAAUAGAUGAUGUUGUGUCGAUUCUAGAAGCUGAUUACAAGAACGCGUAUUUCGUGACAGGCAUUUUCACGUCGGCAAUUUAUGCUGAAGAUUGUGUCUUUGAGGAUCCAACUAUUAGAUUUCAAGGUACGGAGUUGUAUGCUCGCAACUUGAAAUUGCUUGUUCCUUUCUUUGACUCGCCAUCGAUUGGAUUGGAAAAGAUCGAGAAGGGUAUUGAUUCUGAAGCAACCUUUGUUCUAGCAACAUGGAAACUAAGGACCUACCUGAAGCUCCCAUGGAGGCCUUUGAUUUCUAUUGAUGGAAGUACGGUCUACAACUUGGAUGAUAAGUUUAAAAUUGUAAGGCAUGCUGAGAGCUGGAAUGUUUCUGCAAUUGAAGCAGUUGGCCAGAUAUUCAGACCUUCUGGUAGGUCAGAUGACUGAAUGUGUUG